Messenger RNA from Loxodonta africana (African savanna elephant), 4199 nucleotides. RefSeq names its product KxDL motif containing 1 (gene KXD1). The transcript is spliced from 5 exons. The coding region runs from base 2674 to 3207 and encodes 177 amino acids. The record is from RefSeq and is a predicted model, not a curated record. Lineage: Eukaryota; Metazoa; Chordata; Mammalia; Proboscidea; Elephantidae. Gene Ontology annotation, cellular component: BORC complex. Gene Ontology annotation, biological process: lysosome localization.
AAGCCAGGAGUUGCCGGGCUUUCGCCCAAGUUUUCCUGCUUUGUAGUGCGGGGCGAGGGAUGUGCGAACCUCGUCCGACUCGAGGGUUGUCCUGAGAUCGGGUCGCGAAGUCCGGGCGCUUUUGCUCCAAGACUUGGGUGGAGUCGCGGCGCCUUGACGUGUGACCUUGGGCAAGAUACCGAGGUUUCCCUUAGGCACAAUAUUCCCUGCCUCAUAGAAGUGAUCGAGAAUUAUAUGCAACGCCGUACAAAUGUUUGCUCGUAUUCUUGGCACUUGGCGGGGGGGCACUCGUUAAAAUACCAGCUUGUGGGCCCCGCCCCAGGACGUCUCCAAAACCCCGCUGGAGAAUCAGCCUCCUCUGACCCCUCUCUAAUCUCCAUUGUCCCCAGUCUUCACAGACAGCGAUCAGACAGCGAUGUGACACCCUCACUCAUCAUUAUUCUCGUUUUCUGGGUGAGAAAACAGAGAGGUGAGGUGACUUGCCCAAGGUCACACAAACUUUCCAAUGCCGGUUUCUCCCAUCCAUAAUAUGUUUAGAGCAGGGAAGGGAGGAGAGAGAGCCCCUGCUGGGUUUUUUUCUGCUCCGCUAGUCAGAGAGGACUUCCUAAGAGAGGCAGCUGGAGAGGGGCAUGAACUCCUCAGGCCUCACACGUGGGAGCCAGAGACAGGCAAAAGUCCUGCUUUGAAGUGGACCAUUUCCUGCAGCACCUGUGUCUGCCAAGUGCUAGCUGUGGGCCUCCUACCAUGUUACCCUGCUCUUUAAGCCCAAAUGCCGUCUUCAUACCAUGGGUCACCAUGCUUCCUUGGAAAUACUGAGACCACAGGUGUUCACGCCUGGUGCAGUAGGAGCUCAAAAAACAGCAAUUAUUGGAAGAGGGGAGGGCUUUGACAGCUGUGGCAGUUGCUCCUGGAAGGCAUAAAACCAAAAAGAAAAAGGAAAAACCAAACCUGUUGCUAUGGAGUUGAUUCAGACUCUUGGUAACCCUGUAUAUGUUACAGAGUAAAACUGAGCGUCAUAGGUUUUUCAAUGGUUGUCAUCUUUAGGGCAGCAGAUUACCAGGCCUUUCUUCCAUGGCACUGCUGGGUAGGUUCUAACUGCCAACCUUUGAGUUCGUAGUCGAACACGAACCUUUUGCACCUCCCAGGGACCUUCCUGGAAAGUGUACAGGGAUGCAAAUUGGUAGCCAGGUUCAGGAUACCAGUAGCUACUCUUUGGCCUCCAGCAUAUUUUGGGGGAAAAAACCAAACUGGUUGCUAGCAUUUGUAAAUGAGGCAAUUUCACGUGAAAAAAAAAUCUCGAUUUCUGUUUCUACUUGGAAAAAAAAAUCAGAAGUCUGUGAGAAAUCAGCUGCUGUAAGAAGCAACUGCUCCUCCAUGGACAGAUACUGAGCACUUGCUCAGAUUCACCCCUUUGUGGAACCUGCAGACCUUGGGCAUUUGAGUUUGUGACUCAGUCUCUCUGAACCUCAGUUUUCUCAUCUGUAAAUAAGGAUGAUAGCAGUUUCCAGUGUGUGAGCUUGGUGCUGUGCUUGGUAUACAGCAGCUGUUCAGGAAAUGGGAGUGUGGGUUAAGUAGGCUCUGAAGGCCCUUCAUGAUCCUAUGUGUGGAUCUUGUUAGCUGUUGUUGAGUUGGCUCCAACUCAUGGUGACUUCAUGCACAACACAACAAAAUGCCGCCCAGUCCUGCACCAUCUCAAUGAUCAGUUACAGUAAGACCCUUGUGAUCCAUAGGGUUUUCACUGGCUGAUUUUUGGAUGUCAAUUGCCAGGCCUUUCUUCCUAGUCUGUCUUAGUCAGGUAACCUAAAAAAAAAAAAAGGCAAGCCCGUUGCUGUCAAGUUGAUUCUGACUAAUCGUAGCCCCAAGUGACAGAGUAGAACUGCUUCAUAGGGUUUUCUUGGCUGUAAUCUUUAUAGAAGCAGAUUGCCAGGGUUUUCUUCUAUGGUGCUACUGGGUAGUAGUGAAACGCCAACCAUUAGGUUAGUAGUCAAGUGCAAACCAUUUGCACCAUCCAGGGACUUUAUCUUAAGUCUGGCAGCUACACUGAAAUAUGUUCAGCAUCAUAGCAACAUGCAACCCACCACUGGCAGACAGGUGGUAGCUGCUCAUGAGGUGAAUUGGCUGGGAAUCAAACCCAGGUCUCUCACAUGGAAGGCGAAGGUUCUAUUCUACCACUGAAACAUCACUGCCUCACCUGUAGACUUCUGGUGAAAUGAGUUCUUUUGUGUGGCCUUUUGCCUUGGUUCUUGGAAAAAUAGCUUGAGAGCUUUUUCCUAAGGCUCGAGGAGUUACCUUUGCCCUAGUUUUCUUCCCCAGAGGGUUUGUUAAUUUUGUCCAGGUUGAUGGACAUUUCCCAAACUUGACUUAUAAACAACUUGACUUUUUGUUUUGGCCCUGGGCUGUAGCCUGCCCUGUAAUUAGUGUGCACCUUGCAGGGAUUGGUCAGUAUAUUUACAGAGAAGAAGUGUUUACGGUUUGUGGUCUACCAGGAGGGGAUUGGUCAGUUCAUGGCUCUGGUGGGAGGGCCAUACUUUGAAAUUGACCAGGAGUUUGCUUAUAUGUGCAGACAAUUCCACAAAGGUUGGCAGACAGAAAGAAGGAAGAAGCGCAAAGGAGAAAAGGCAAGAAGAGAGAAGCAGCAGAGAGAGAAAGGAGGCUGUGGAGGAGGAAGAAGAGAUGGAUGCCCCAGACUCGGCCUCAGGGGUCUUCUGCAGCCGCGUCUUGAGUAUGGUGAAUGCAGAUGAUGUCAAUGCCAUCAUCCUGGCCCAGAAGAACAUGCUAGACCGCUUUGAGAAGACUAACGAAAUGCUGCUGAACUUCAACAACCUGUCAAGCGCCCGCCUGCAGCAGAUGAACGAGCGCUUCCUGCAUCACACGAGGACCCUGGUUGAGAUGAAGCGGGACCUAGACAGCAUCUUCCGCAGGAUCAGGACCCUGAAAGGGAAGCUGGCCCGGCAGCACCCCGAAGCCUUUAGCCACAUCCCCGAGGCAUCCCUGUUGGAGGACGAGGAUGAGGACCCCAUCCCGCCCAGCACCACGACCACCAUCGCUACCUCGGAGCAGAGCACGGACUCCUGUGACACCAGCCCUGACCUCAUCUCACUCCCCCUCAGCCCCGGCUUUGAGGACCUGUCCCAGGCCCGGCCUGGCUCCCCCGCCAUCAAUGGUCAUGGCCCCACAGACGACGAGGAGGAGACGCCGGGCGAGUAGCCUUGCCCUGGAUUCCCCAGGGUCCCAUCUGUCAUCUGGGGCUCUCAGGGUCCGGAUUCCAGGGCUAUGACGUGUGGGGGUCUCCCUCACCCAUCCCUUCCUCCUGAGAACAUCUUUGUUCUGCAGAUGCUUCUCCCAGUCUAUGGGUGUGCCCAGCCCAGCUGGGGUCCUCAGGCUGGGCGUGUGGGGACUUUCCUGGGAUGGAAGGCUGCCCCAAACAACACUUACAGGUUCUCAGGAACCAGAGCCAGGCCACACCCUCCUAGCCCCCUGGUCAGGCCUUCCUGGAGGUGGACAACCCCCGUCCACCCCAGCCCCGCUAAGUCCGGUCUCUCUGUCCCUUCUUCCGACAACAGUACUUUCUCCCAUCAGUAUGUCGGGGGGUUCAGAGACAGGUAGAAGGCUCAAGAUGGAGGCUGGCUGCCCCUGAGGACACUUGAUUGCCCCAGCAGGCCUUUCCCAGGGGCCUCCAUGGGCAGGCCAGGCCCUCUUGGAAAACAGAGUUUCACGGAAUAUUUUUGUACCCGAUGUUUACAGAUGCUGUUGGGAAGUUAUCAAUAAAGACUCCAUUCCUAAAAAGGGAAGGUUGCCCAUGGCAGUGACUUCUUGGGCCCAGACAAGGGACAUAAGCUGGGGUUGCAGACAAUCGGGAUCAGGGACCAGGGGCAGAUGUGGCUGCUUUUGGUGGGAGUCCUGACCUCCAUCGCCAUCUAGGCCUUUGUACAUGCUGUUCCCAAUGCUUGGAACACUGCCUUCACUCAUAGCUCCACAGUCCACUCCGAGCCAUCCGUGACUCCCACAUCACCCCCCUCCCCUGUUGGUCGUUCUUGUUAGCUGGUAUCCAGUUGGCCCGCAUUCAUGGUGACCCCACGCACAAUGGAACAAAAUGCUGUCUGGUCCUGUGCCAUCCCCAUGAUCAGUUAUGGACUGGACUGUUUUGAUCCGUAGGGCUUUCAAAGGCUGAUUUCAGAAGUUGAUCACCAGGCCUUUCU